Messenger RNA from Aspergillus brunneoviolaceus CBS 621.78, 611 nucleotides. RefSeq lists its product as uncharacterized. The transcript has 2 exons. Lineage: Eukaryota; Fungi; Ascomycota; Eurotiomycetes; Eurotiales; Aspergillaceae. The record is from RefSeq and is a predicted model, not a curated record. The coding region runs from base 295 to 510 and encodes 71 amino acids.
AUGUGAUGAACUUCGGUCUCUAGGCAGCUUCUUAUUCCUGUAGUAGUACGUCUCAAUCCUGAAUUGGUCAUGCCAUGUGGCUGCGAGCGUGCUUACAUUGUCAACUUAUCAAGUCGAAUUAUCGAAGCCCAACCGACGUCAUCGCGUUGCCUGCAACUAUAGAAAAGCCCGCUUGUCUCUGGCCGCCUCUUUCGUUGCAACUGUUUAAGAUCUCCCCAAAAUCAUUCAACUGUUCUCUAUCCUCACUAUACAUCUAUUCCUCACUAAGUCAAGCUAAACACGUUACUCAUCACGAUGCCUGUCAUCCCCGAGCCUGCUAGCUUCCCUACUGCCCACGGCAGUAACAACGAUAGCCCUUCCAACUCCUCGGAGCAGAGAGACCCUGGCCAGGAUACAAAGAAAGCCUCGAUGCUCGAUCACCUGUCAAAGGGCCCUCAGAUCCCGGACAACAUGCCACCUAAAGCAACAAAGGAAGAGAUUGAGGCGCGGAAGAAGGAGCUGAACCAGUGAUUGUGCCGGACAUCUCAGAUGGUCACCUACUUUCAUACUUCAAUUGUAUUAAUCAUGAGAAUUACGUACGUUGUUUGGUGAAUGAAUUACUUUUUGACGUU